CGGCAGUGAAAUUCAGGCAGGGGUGAGAGGUACCCAUGAGAUGUUUUGAGAAUUUUUAUACAAUUAUUUAUUUAAAUAAAAAAUGGCCGCCGUAGAGAGCGGAGACGAGAGACUCAGUGAGGAGAAGAGUGAGGACGCCAUCCAGACUCAGAGCUCCAACGACAAGGACCCUAAGACACACAGCAAGCCAAAGAAGGUGAGGCGGGAGCGGAGGGAUAUGGAGAAGGAGAGGCUGGAGUCUUCAUCCACCACCACUAUGUUCUCCCCUCCUCGUCCUCCAGUCCAGCAGCCCAGUGUAGACCAAGACCAGCCGCAGCUGGCUGAGGCGGGGCCCUCGGAACCUAUGGUUACUGCAGUUGGUGAGGCCUCGGGUCUAUUUGAGUCCCCUGCUUCGCCCAAACAGAGGAGGUCCAUAAUCAGAGACCGUGGUCCUUUGUACGACGACCCCUCUCUGCCCCAGGGCUGGACACGUAAACUGAAACAACGCAAGUCUGGGCGGUCCGCCGGAAAGUUUGACGUCUACUUGAUGAACCCAGAGGGGAAAGCCUUCCGUUCCAAGGUGGAGCUGAUCGCCUUCUUCCAGAAGGUAGGAGACACCGCCUCCGACCCCAACGACUUCGACUUCACCGUGACAGGGCGUGGCAGUCCCUCCCGCCGCGAGAAGAGACCCCCAAAGAAACCCAAGGUGAUGAAACCGUCAGGGAGGGGCCGGGGUCGGCCGAAGGGGAGUGGGAAGUUACGCCCGGCCAUGGAGGGCGUGGCAAUGAAGCGUGUGGUGGAGAAGAGUCCUGGGAGGCUCUUGGUCAAAAUGCCUUUCAGCGCAUCCAAGGCAUCUGAAGCGGCGGGGCAGCCGCCAUCGCAGGUCGUAGUCGCCACGAUGCGCCCUGGACGGAAAAGGAAGGCGGAGACACAACUGCAGACUGCUCCGAAAAAGCGGGGGCGUAAGCCAGGGUUGGUGUCAGCGGCAGUUGGGGUGGCGGAUUCCAGUACUUCCUCCUACGCAGCGGUUGCUAUCGUCGCCGCAGAAGCCAAAAGGAAAGCUCAGAAGGAGUCUUCCACUAAGCCAGUGCAGCAGACCGCUCUACCCAUCAAGAAACGCAAGACCAGAGAAACUGUUGAGGAGUCGAAAGACAUUCCAGCUAUAGCCGGGGCAGGGAUAGGGACAGGGAGUGCUGUGGUGGUGGUGGCAGCAGCAGAGAGGACAGACCAGGGACAGAAGGAUCAGGGACAGAAGGAUCAGGGACAGAAGCUGCCAAAGAGUCCAGGGAGGAUGCACAAGGACAGUCCCGUGACUGCCGGGCUGACCGCAGAGGACAGUGGUGGGGCCAGCGUUGGGUCUAAUAGUGGGGCCAGCGUUGGGUCUAAUAGUGGGGCCAGUGGAGGCGGCAGCAGCAGUAGCAUCACUACCCCAAAGAGUCACAGCCACAAGAGAAAAGAGCGUACGCCGCACAAACACCUUCACCACCACCACCACCACCACCGUCGCCACAGUCACUCCUCUGUAGUGGAGGAUCCUCCUCCCCCACCCUCCCAGCGGCCCCCUCAUCAUCACUUCCCCGGCUUGACUAUGGGCCUAGUCUCCCAUACAGCCAGGGCCUCGGUGAGGCCAGGGGCACUCCUGCAGAAUGAGCCCCAGGACCUGAGCACCUCCAGGGGGCCCUGCCGGGCCAGCACCACCACGGCCAGAGGAGAGAGAGAGGAGGUCCGGGAGGUCAGACAGGACAGGUGUCCAAAGCCUCCGGUAGCUGCAGUGGUGGGAAUAGGUGACACCAGGGCCAACAAGCAUCAAGUGGGCAUGGCAGCAGGGACGGUGGAAGGGAGGGAUUUGAGAGACAUUGUAUCCUUCUCAGCCGUACCCAGACCUAGCCGGGAGGAGACGGUCUCAGCCGUACCCAGACCUAGCCGGGAGGAGACCGUCUCAGCCGUACCCAGACCUAGCCGGGAGGAGACCGUCUCAGCCGUACCCAGACCUAGCCGGGAGGAGGCGGUCUCAGCCGUACCCAGACCUAGCCGGGAGGAGGCGGUCUCAGCCGUACCCAGACCUAGCCGGGAGGAGACGGUCUCAGCCGUACCCAGACCUAGCCGGGAGGAGACGGUCUCAGCCGUACCCAGACCUAGCCGGGAGGAGACGGUCUCAGCCGUACCCAGACCUAGCCGGGAGGAGGCGGUCUCAGCCGUACCCAGACCUAGCCGGGAGGAGACGGUCUCAGCCGUACCCAGACCUAGCCGGGAGGAGACGGUCUCAGCCGUACCCAGACCUAGCCGGGAGGAGACGGUCUCAGCCGUACCCAGACCUAGCCGGGAGGAGACGGUCUCAGCCGUACCCAGACCUAGCCGGGAGGAGGCGGUCUCAGCCGUACCCAGACCUAGCCGGGAGGAGACGGUCUCAGCCGUACCCAGACCUAGCCGGGAGGAGACGGUCUCAGCCGUACCCAGACCUAGCCGGGAGGAGGCGGUCUCAGCCGUACCCAGACCUAGCCGGGGGGAGACGGUCUCAGCCGUACCCAGACCUAGCCGGGAGGAGACCGUCUCAGCCGUACCCAGACCUAGCCGGGAGGAGACGGUCUCAGCCGUACCCAGACCUAGCCGGGAGGAGACGGUCUCAGCCGUACCCAGACCUAGCCGGGAGGAGACGGUCUCAGCCGUACCCAGACCUAGCCGGGAGGAGACGGUCGAGUCUCGGACACCGGUCACUGAAAGGUCAUCCACUGCGACCCAUGAUCCUUUGCUCAAAGCUUACAGGACGUGGAGGACCUACACUUCCUGUAUACAUCAUCAGCCGGAAACUAUGGAAUCCAUGGUUUAAGAUACCAUUGUUAAAAUGGGACUGAAACAGGGUUGGAUUUGCCUAAAGCCAAGGCACAUGUCCUGUCUGGCCCUUUAUAAAGUGGACUUGCCAAUUGUUCUGUGCUCCGUGGAUAGAGGCCUCACAAUAUACAUAUGCCAUGCAAGCUGCCACUGCUUCUGUUGUAGCAUCUUCUUAUUACCGCAGUACCCGCAGGAUGAGUCCAAAAUGGCACCCUAUUCCCCAUUUUAAUGCACUGCUUAUAGGGUCCUGGUCAAACAGUGUGCACUGUAUCGGGACUAGGGUUCUAUAGGACUCUGGUCUAAAGUAGUGCACUGUAUAGGGAAUAGGGUGCCAUAGGGCUCUGGUCUAAAGUAGUGCACUGUAUAGGGAAUAGGGUGCCAUAGGGCUCUGGUCUAAAGUAGUGCACUGUAUAGGGACUAGGGUGCCAUUUUGGAUGAAACCUCGGUUUCCAGUCCACGCUCUACAGUCCAGGCCUAUUCAUUUAGGUGACAUAUGUUUUCCUCAACCUAUAAUAUGUCCAUGCGUCCCAAAUGGUACCCUAUUCCCUAUGUAGUGCACUACUUUAGACCAGGACCCUAAAAGUAGUGCAAUACUUUAGACCAG
Messenger RNA from Salvelinus namaycush (lake trout), 3412 nucleotides. RefSeq names its product methyl-CpG-binding protein 2-like. The coding region runs from base 83 to 2806 and encodes 907 amino acids. Gene Ontology annotation, biological process: negative regulation of transcription by RNA polymerase II. Gene Ontology annotation, molecular function: chromatin binding; double-stranded methylated DNA binding; methyl-CpG binding. The record is from RefSeq and is a predicted model, not a curated record. Gene Ontology annotation, cellular component: heterochromatin; nucleus. Lineage: Eukaryota; Metazoa; Chordata; Actinopteri; Salmoniformes; Salmonidae. The transcript is spliced from 4 exons.